AUGUAAAAACUAAAUAAAUUUCCUCUGUGCUAUAAAGAUUCAACUGUUAACUAAGUUGAUUUAGAUGCUUAUCAAAAUUAUAAAUGGCUUACUUCUGAAGCAAUUAAUUUUUUCUUUGAGUAUAUCAUGAAUGAAUAAUACCAAGAUUUGCAAGGAAAAAUUUAUCUUAUGAAUCCAUCGUGCUAUCAAGUUAUUUUAUUUGAGGAUGAUUUUGAAGAUCUCAAAGAUUCUGUAAAAAGAAUUAAUUUACAAUAGUAUAAGUAUAUAAUCUCUCCAGUUAACGACAGCACUGAAUGCUGGUCAGUAGGAUCAGGAAACCACUGGGCUCUUCUCGUGUUCAUAGUUGAUGAGAAAUAGUUUAUUUAUUUUGAUAGCUCAAGUGGUUUUAUAAAAAAUGCUUCCAUUUUAGCUAGUAAACUAAUGGCAAUUAUCACAAAUAAUGAAUCUUAUAUGAAUAAAAAUUUAGAUAUUAAAGUGAAUGAAAACACCCCAAAACAAAGAAACUCAUAUGAUUGUGGUAUGUAUGCUAUUUCAAUAGCUGAGCUAAUAGUUUAAGUUAUUUAGUAAAAUUAAGGAUAAAACAUAUUAAAUAAUAAGAUAUACAAUGAUACUAUUACUCCUGAAUACAUAACUUAAAAAAGACAAAUAAUCAGAUCUAUUAUUUUAGCACUUUUAGAUUAAAAAUGA
Tetrahymena thermophila SB210 is the source of this 687-nucleotide messenger RNA. RefSeq names its product Ulp1 protease family, carboxy-terminal domain protein. The record is from RefSeq and is a predicted model, not a curated record. Gene Ontology annotation, biological process: proteolysis. The transcript has a single exon. Gene Ontology annotation, molecular function: cysteine-type peptidase activity; deNEDDylase activity. Lineage: Eukaryota; Ciliophora; Oligohymenophorea; Hymenostomatida; Tetrahymenidae.